Sphaerodactylus townsendi is the source of this 4738-nucleotide messenger RNA. It is a transcript of the gene ARL8A, whose product is annotated as ADP ribosylation factor like GTPase 8A. The transcript is spliced from 7 exons. Gene Ontology annotation, cellular component: lysosomal membrane. The record is from RefSeq and is a predicted model, not a curated record. Gene Ontology annotation, biological process: anterograde axonal transport; protein transport. Lineage: Eukaryota; Metazoa; Chordata; Lepidosauria; Squamata; Sphaerodactylidae. Gene Ontology annotation, molecular function: GTPase activity; GTP binding. The coding region runs from base 190 to 750 and encodes 186 amino acids.
GUCGCUUGGCUGACCCCACCCAUCGGCAGCUGAGCGCCUGGAGAGCCGAGUGUGCGCGGUGCGCGAGAGCCCGGAGGCAGAGCGCGGCGGUGGGAGCAGCAGGGCCGGCUCGUUCCGGGGGACAAUAGAGGCGCUGGGCCUGGCUGCGGUGCGGUGCGGUGCGCGAUCGGGGCCGGGAGCAGAGGCAGGAUGCUGGCGCUCUUCACCAAGCUUCUGGACUGGUUCCGGGCCCUCUUCUGGAAGGAGGAGAUGGAGCUCACCCUGGUGGGGCUGCAGUACUCGGGCAAGACCACCUUCGUCAACGUGAUCGCGUCGGGGCAGUUCAAUGAAGAUAUGAUCCCAACAGUGGGCUUCAACAUGAGGAAGAUCACCAAGGGAAAUGUUACUAUAAAGCUCUGGGACAUUGGGGGGCAGCCUCGUUUUCGCAGCAUGUGGGAGCGAUACUGCCGCGGAGUCAGCGCCAUAGUAUACAUGGUAGAUGCUGCAGACCAGGAGAAGAUUGAGGCUUCCAAGAAUGAACUUCACAACCUGCUUGAUAAGCCACAGCUCCAGGGCAUCCCUGUCCUAGUUCUUGGGAACAAGCGAGAUCUCCCUGGCGCCCUGGAUGAGAAGGAGCUCAUUGAGAAAAUGAACUUAUCUGCCAUCCAGGACAGAGAGAUCUGUUGCUAUUCAAUCUCUUGCAAAGAAAAGGACAACAUUGACAUCACCCUACAGUGGCUUAUUCAGCAUUCAAAGUCCCGGCGGAGCUGAAAGCCCUUCAGCCAUGCCUCGGAUCGGGAAGAUGCCAUUGUAUAAGCCCAAGCGCACCUCCUCCUUCCUCUUAACCCUUCCUGCUCUUUCCAUUCAUCUCGCCCACCCCCCUUCCCUAGAUGGGUAUUUUAGGGGACCCCAGACUCCUCCUCUGCUGAGACUGAACUCCUGUUUUUAUUGUAAAGAAACUGUCUGCCCCUCCCCGCUCCCUCCUUUGGUUUUGGCACUGUUCUGUUGUCGUCAGUGUGUGUACAGUAUAUAUAUAUAUGUAUAUAUAUUUUAAUUUUUUAAUUUAAACAAUUACACUGUUACUAAACUGGGCUGGUGAGCUGUCUAGGGGGCAGCGGUGAUACUAAUGAGGUUGGGAAAGCACCUGACGCAGUAUUGGGACUGUCUUGAGCAGCCACAGGGGGGGGAAGCCUGGACUGGAGCAUGGCUUUCAGUGGUCCCCGUCUUCCUCUGCUUCCUCCGUGAGCUCUCCCUGCUCCCUCUCUGUGGUGGAAUCCAGUACCUCCGACUGGUUUUGCUUGUGUCUUUGCCUCCCCGAUCUGCUCAGUACUUUGAGUAGGGGGCAAAAAGCUCACUGGGCAGUAUUGUUCUCACUUAGUCCUUUGGUCUAAAACUACAGGGGAGACCCCCCACACUGAAUCCUGGGGAAGAAAGACCUAACCUGUUGUCUUCUAGGGUGAGAUGGUCCGCCCCCCCACACACACGAGCUUAAGUCCCACCCAUGUUUCUACAAAAGACCCUGAAUGUCCUCCUGCACUGCCCAUAUCUGGCGUCUGCUCUGUGCCCUCUUCAACCUGUGUUUUAGCCUUCCUUUGAGAGAUGGACAGAGCGUACCUGGCGAGUCCUCCUUGGUUGAACAGACGCAGCGGUAUCUGAGCCUGUAGCUCAAGAGGGCUCCCCAAAGAGAGAGGGUCUGAUCUACAGGGCUAGCCAGUGAAACUCUUCUCCUGGGCCUCUUGCUCACAGCCAUGUGGGAUAGGGAGUGAUGUUGGCAUAGCUUCCCUCUAAGCUUCUUUCAGCAAGGGUUCGGUCUUGGGACCCUUGCUUUAUCCAUGGUCCUCAAAUCCUAGACCCUCAUGAAGUAGAUUCCGGAACAGAACAGAGGAGAAACCAGAAACCAGCUGGAGAUGUAAGUGUUAGACCACAACUUCUUCUCUAGGAGUGACAGUUUUUCUCAGUUUUGGGGGCUUUACUCCCGCUUUUCCAACACACAUACACACCCUCAUGGGACUGAGAAUAUAACUUGCCUUUUCUCAGGUUUGGGGGUAGAGGCUUUGCUCUUGGGGGGGAAAGGCAGUGGCAGUUGAAGAGAGGGAUUCUUUUCUCUCUCGUGAGUAGAAAUGAGCUGAGGGGAAGAUUGUGCUUCAAACCCUGCUGGGCAAUGGAGUAUCUGAGUUUCUGGCCACAGGUUGUAUCAGGAAAGAGGGAGAUAUUCCUGGCAGCUUAAUCUGGACCAGUGUGCUGGUAUCUGUUCAGUCAGAGCUGAAUCAGGGACCAGAGAUGGGAUCAUGGGAAGAAUCGUAAAGCUUCAUGUGCUAGCCCCUCCUGCCUCCCUGCGAAGGGCAACUGUGGCCAUACCUUCCCGUUGAGCUGUGGGCAGGAGUGACACUGUAGGGCCCUUCCGGCCCUCGCCUAACCUAGCCUGUCCCAGCCCUUCACGGGGCUGCUCCUCUGGAGGUGGGGCUUUCUAAACUGCAUCCUUUUUCUUCUUCUGUUCUCAUUUUCACACAAUUGCACAAUGAGAUAUUUACUUUUUUUUAAUUUAAUGAAUUGUAAAGUGUCAUUUAUUCCUUUUAAAAAUAUAUUUUGGCUUAUUUUGACCUUCUCUGACGGGAAAUGAUUCUUGUAACAGUACUUUUUUUUGCCUCCUAAUAAUAACAACAAUAAAUUGACAAUUUUGUGUUGUUAGUGGUUGUACUGUGGUAAUCUAUCUCCACCAAGAUUUUCUUCGUGCAUACAUGUCAUCUUUCAGAUUGGCACCAGGCACAAUUUUUGCAACUAGUUUGUCUCUUCUGUAGUCUUUUGCCGGUCUGGGAGGGCUCCAGGGCCUUGGGGCAGAGCCUGUGCAGGAAAGCAGCAGACGAAGGGAGGAGUCUGAUCUAUCUUGAAACGUUUGCAGGUGUCACUCCAGAAUAAUUGUGUGUCUUGAUUGGCAGAAUCCUCAUCUAACAGACCAGUUUCUGGAGUUUCCAAGAUUGUGACCUGUAAGCAAAAUAGACAUGGAUGCCCCGAACCCCUGCAGCCCGUUGUUCAGAUAGCUGCUUGAAAGGCAGCUGCAUAGCAGUUCUGUUCCAUGGGAUGUGCCAUUUUUGUGUGUUCUCCCAUACAGUUUUCACUCUUGCACAGUGCAGCUGCUAACUGCAAGGAAUUAGUUUGUGCUAGCAUGGUAAAUGCUCCUGGACCCCCCUGUAUGUGUGUGAGUGGGUACCACUUCAGGGCUGUCCCCGUGUCAUGACACUGAAAACUUUGUGUGCAGCAGCAGUAAAAGAGAAUGAAAGACUGCGAGAAAAGUACAACUUCCAGCUUCCUAAUACCUUUAUAGUAAUUGAAGGAAUGGCCACAUUUGGAACACUAAGUUACAGUUCUGGGAAUCUUAUUUCAAACUGGAUGUCCCAGGACUGGAAUAGAUAUAGAAAAGAAUAACCAGACUGAUCAAGGGGUUGUAAAAUUUCCCAGUAAGCAGCUAAAACAUAUUAACCUUCAUAGCUCAGAAAAGGGGUAACUAAAAGAAGACAAUAAGAGGUUGAUGGGAUGAAUAAUAAUACAGAAAGAUAGAUUUUUCUCACUCUCAGAAUAAAAGAACAUGGGGUCACUCAGUCGAAUUGACCAAGACAAGGCAAAAGAACUUCUUGUACAUCAUGGACUUGGGCAUUCAUUGACAAAAGGUGUGACGGCCAUUCAGCCAAGUGUUGUUGCGGGAUUUUCCAUCCUGCUCUGAAGCUAGUUUAAUUGCAUGAGCUUUUUUAUGCAAGGGAAGGAUUAAAUGUUUUUUGUAUGCAUGAAGAGCUGUAAGAGGUUGGUUUUAUACUGUUCAGCUACUAUGCUGCUGAGCAGUAUCUCAAAAUGCCAGAGGUGACUGCAUUUCCACUUAGUGUUGGAUGCAGGCCAAGCUUACCCAGACUACAAUGAAUACUCUGAUAUGGAUUAGUAGUUUGGUAGAACAAGAAUAUCAAGGGAAUAGAGGCAGCAGUUCCGAACUGGAGGUGGGGAGAAAUAUGUACUCAUUUCGGAAGUAUGAACUCUCUUUUCCAUUCAUCAGCAGUUUCUGCCUCCUCCCCCCCCCCCUUUUGUUCUUUUUUUUGCUUGCUUUUUCCUGCACUAGUCAUCUUCAGGAGUCCCAGCUCUCCUCCAGGGUUCUGAACCUAUUCUUGUGAUUUUGGUUUCAUACAAAUCCCAAAUGAUUUCCAGCCAGUCAGAACCCGUGGAACUCCAGUGGAUGGGAGGAAGUGAGCUACCUUCAUUUUGUGGCUCUGGAUAGCAGCACCAGCUUAGCCAGACUUGUAUUUGGCUUUUAGUUUGGCUGAUUCCACAUAGGCCAAAAACCAGUGUGAAAACAGUAUAAACCCUUUGGCACCGUUUAAAACCCUUUUACACCGUUUUCACACCGUUUUCACACUGCUGUUUUUGGCCCAUGCGGAAUCAGCCUUAGAGUUUGAGCAUCAGCUUAGGGAAGGAAAACUUGUUCUAGUAUGGCAAAUAAUCAUCCUAUUAAGGGCCUGUCGUUCCUAUCUUAUGCGUAUGGGUUCUGUGGAAAGGAGGUUUGUGGUAAAAGAGAAGCCUUAACCCUUCCAGAGAAACCUGUCCAGAGAAAGGAUAAUCCUUCACUUGGAACUCAGCUACAAAGUAGUUGCUCUCAUUGAGGGAAAUUCUGUGAUUUCUUGUGAAGUUGAGAGCCAAUUUUACUUUACAUAUUGAAGCUGUCCAUAAAAAACGUUGAUCCUAUUAAAUAUUUUCUGCUAAAUAAACCUUUGUUCAUCUC